Aspergillus piperis CBS 112811 is the source of this 1064-nucleotide messenger RNA. Its product is annotated as putative cytokinesis EF-hand protein Cdc4. Lineage: Eukaryota; Fungi; Ascomycota; Eurotiomycetes; Eurotiales; Aspergillaceae. Gene Ontology annotation, molecular function: calcium ion binding. The transcript is spliced from 4 exons. The coding region runs from base 467 to 916 and encodes 149 amino acids. Gene Ontology annotation, biological process: mitotic actomyosin contractile ring assembly. Gene Ontology annotation, cellular component: myosin II complex. The record is from RefSeq and is a predicted model, not a curated record.
GGUACUCCUGCCAUUGCCGUUCCGUUUGUUUAGAUCGUCAUCUACAUCCCCCUGUCGCUAUCCCUCGCAGCCCGCUGCCGCAUACUCACGCUAUUAGCGCAAUCAACACAAUAAACAGUCAUGGUACGUGGCCGUCUCGCAAUUUCGCAAUGUCAAUUAAAAGCAUCAUCCCUCGCUGGCGGGAGAAGAAUUGUCCGGAUGGCAUCAGGAACGAGCAGUGCUCUGUAUCCCUUGUUUGUUGACUGUCGUGGUGAACCUCGGAGAUCGCUCGUGUGGUUGGAUCCAUUGAAUUCCGGCCCCUCGUCGGCCCAUCCAAUCCCUUUGCUCGUUUCCAUGGUUCACUAGUAGUCGUGGCUGCUUGUUCGUCAUCGGCACUCUUCAACUCCCUGUCUUCUUUCCAUCCUCAUUUCAUCUCUGAUCCCUACUCUUCAUCUCGGAUUUCUGCCCCUGUGACUCCAUUUUCAAGAUGUCCCGCUCACCAGAUAUGCACCAUGACCAGGCCUCGACCAACUACAAGGAAGCCUUCUCUCUCUUCGAUAAGCGCGGUACCGGCAAGGUCGCGCUCGAGUCGCUGGGCGACCUCCUGCGCGCAUGCGGUCAGAAUCCCACUUUGGCGGAGAUCGCAGAUCUGGAGAAGUCCGUCGGUGGAGAUUUUGACUUCGAGUCGUUCUUGAAGGUCCUCAACCGCCCUGGAGGUUUCCGUGACCCCGGCGAGCCCGAAGAAUACUGCCGCGGAUUCCAGGUGUUUGACAAGGACCUGACUGGGUUUAUCGGUGUGGGACAGCUUCGUUACAUCCUGACGAAUCUCGGAGAGAAGAUGUCGGAUGAGGAGGUCGACGAGCUGCUCAAGGCCGUCGACACCAGCUCCGGCGAGAUCAACUACACCGACCUCGUCCGCACCAUCCUGGCCAACUAAACGACACACGACACCGAUACCCUCCUGACGUUCCUGAUGAUUUCUGUUACGACGCGAACCUCCUACCAGCCGUGCCGGAGUUGAAGGCUUGAGCAUAGUUUAGUUAUAGUGCAUUGUAUAUGGGAUAUUGCGCGAUUCAGCAUCGGAU